Messenger RNA from Thunnus maccoyii (southern bluefin tuna), 1260 nucleotides. It is a transcript of the gene tsr3, whose product is annotated as TSR3 ribosome maturation factor. Gene Ontology annotation, biological process: maturation of SSU-rRNA. The record is from RefSeq and is a predicted model, not a curated record. Lineage: Eukaryota; Metazoa; Chordata; Actinopteri; Scombriformes; Scombridae. Gene Ontology annotation, molecular function: rRNA small subunit aminocarboxypropyltransferase activity. Bases 310 to 1227 code for a protein of 305 amino acids. The transcript has 6 exons.
CUUCGUGGUUUACGACGUGCUAACCACGAUACAAAGUAGCGAGAACCAACUAAACUGUGUUUUAAAUUGUAUAAAAAGCAGGACAGGAUAAAUAGAAGCAGGUGUCCGUUUAUUGUGAUGACUUCUAUGAGUUUGUGAAGGGUGUACGCAAGGAUAAAAUACGAAACAUUUGCUUUUGCGAAUUAUUUUUGUCAAACAUGCUCGUGGUAGCUGGUUGGCUAAUGGCGUGCAAUAUGUAAACAGUUGCGGGUCAUUUUUAAAACCGACAGUAAUCUGACAGUUGAUAAGUAGCAGUCCACUGAAUGCAAUAUGGGACGAAAAAAACAGGGCAAAUUUGUGCGCUGUGACAACAAGGGCAAAGCCAAAGCGCAUAAAAUGAAAGGGAAAUCAUUAGAGGCCUUUACAGAAGAAAUGCACUCUGCAUUUGAAGCAAGCCUUCAUGUGGAGGAGGGAGCAGAAGCCCCUCAGGUGAAACUGCCUUGUCCACUUGCCAUGUGGGAGCUGGGUCACUGCGAUCCCAAACGUUGCACUGGCAGAAAGUUGGUGCGCAAGGGAUUUGUACGGAACCUGCGCCUAAAUCAGAGAUUUAACGGACUCAUACUGAGUCCAAUGGGCACAAAGUAUGUGACGCCAGCAGACAGAGAGAUUGUGGCCCAGAGUGGGUUAGCAGUGAUCGAUUGUUCCUGGGCCAAACUGGAGGAAACUCCCUUCAGUAAGAUGAUUGGAAGUCAUCCCAGGUUACUGCCGUACCUUGUAGCUGCAAACCCUGUCAACUACGGCAAGCCUUGCAAGUUAUCCUGCGUUGAGGCUUUUGCUGCCACGUUCUGUAUUGUAGGUUUUGAAGAACUGGCAUUGCUUUUGUUGAAGAAAUUCAAGUGGGGGAAAGUGUUCCUGGAUCUCAAUAAAGUUCUGCUGCAGCGCUAUGCUGCGUGCCAGUCAGAGGAAGAGCUGCUCUCUGUAGAAAAGGACUUUCUUACGGCUAAACCAGAGGAGGAAGAGUUAGAUCCAUUUGAUGUUGACUCGGGAGUAGAAUUUAUGAAUCUCAACAGACGUCAGUGUGCACCGGAAGAUGAUGAUUCUAGCGAGGACACUGACACAUCAGAGGACGAUGAAGAAGAAGCAGAAGAUGAAAAAGUGCAAAACAACGAUGAGUCAACAACAGUCUCACAUGAUGAACAUGAAGAGGAAGAGGAAGAGGAAGAGACAGAAUCAAAGUCAACACAAUAAAGCAUAUUUAAACUAUGGAUCCUUUUAAUACAA